UGGCGGCAGAUUCUCCGUAUUGUGCUACAAGUGUGGCAAGCCUGGUCACUUUAGCCGGGAUUGUGAGGAGGCCGAGGGGCUCUGCUACAACUGCGGACAGCCCGGUCAUGUUGCGCAGGAGAGUGCCCGGAGCCGCGCAAGCCGCGUGCCGAGUCGCGCGAGCCACGUAAGUGCUUCACGUGCGGCAAGCUUGGCCACUACGCGCGCAACUGCCCGGAGAAGGAGGGCGACGAGCCGGCGGAGCGUGCACCAAUCAGCCAGCGCGUGGGCGGCGCAGUGCGGGCCAAGAAGACCGUGAUCUGCCAUGUCUGCAAGGGGCCGAACCACUACGCCAAGGACUGCACGCUGGAUCCGAAGCGCUGCUACACCUGCAAUGGCGUCGGCCAUCUGGCCAGGGAUUGCCCGCAGGGGCGUGAGCCGCGGGCUGCGUUCUCGGACCGCAGGUGCUACAACUGCCAGCAGUCGGGCCAUCUGGCCAGGGACUGCCCCGAGCCGUAUGAUGGCGACCGGCGCGUCGGCGACCGCAAGUGCUUCCGCUGCGGAGAGCCCGGCCACUUUGCCAGGGAGUGCCCGAACUCGGACGAGGAGUAGGCGGGGUGCGUGGCUAUUUGCUGGGCGCCUUUUUAAUCCAUGUUUAGCCGAUAAUAUAUGGAUCAAGUGAGAAUCACUCGGCAGUGCCGCUUACCUGGCUCGGCGGC
Linderina pennispora is the source of this 698-nucleotide messenger RNA. RefSeq lists its product as uncharacterized. NCBI's taxonomy places the organism in Eukaryota, Fungi, Kickxellomycota, Kickxellomycetes, Kickxellales, Kickxellaceae. The record is from RefSeq and is a predicted model, not a curated record. The coding region runs from base 305 to 661 and encodes 118 amino acids. The transcript is spliced from 2 exons.